AUGAAGAAGAAGAAGAAGAAGACGAAGAAGAAGAAGAAGAAGAAGAAGAAGAAGAAGAAGAAGAAGCGAAGCAGUGGUGUGUCGAAGUAAUAGCGCUUGAAGCAAGGGUUGCGAUUUCAUAGAACGAACGCAAAAAUCGGCCUUGGUAGCCGCACAGGCUGCUAAAAAAACCAGAAACUCCAUCUAUGCCGCCGUUACUCUCUGGUGUGACCACCUCCUCAUUACCCUCUGACAACAUACGGAAUCCUAUGAGAAGGAUAUUAUACAGAAGUGAAUUGGAAAGCUAUCUCAUGCGAGUGUGCUGCACCGAGACAUACUAUCUACAGCCGUCAGGCUUCAUGACUUCGGCUCGACACCGGAUGCGGACGGUGUAUUAGGCGAGACAUGUAAGACAGUUUUACAUUUCCGACACAAUUCCUGUGAUCGUGGUCGGCGUAUGCUCCGUCCCAGAUAACUGAGUUCAUUUUCCGUUAAGGGAUAUUUAGCCUUUCAACGAAAAGAUUUCAAUUUCUGUCGCGAGGGUGCACAAUCAACGUAACUGAGCAUAUGAUUAUCACAACGGCGCAUUGCAGCGCGCGAAGCGCUUGACGUCAAGGGAGACCACCAACAUUCAAGAAACGACGGUUCGAGGGCCAAGUCAGUAAAAGAAGAAAAAAUUUAUCAUCAUAAGACAAAAUAAUUCGACCACUCAUUCAAAAUUCUGAUUGAUUUUUGCACUAAACACCUUGAUAUUUGGCAGCUGACCAAGCUGCUCGAAAAUUCAGCAAUGCAAUACCCUUGAUUCAUAUCGCACAUCAGUGUUCACAGAAUAUCGACCCAGAUCCCCUUCGAUUAAGACGCAGGUAUAAUCUGUAUACCGAACCCACAAUUUAGCUCUGUCUCAUCCGUCUUGUGUAGGAUUGACUCCACUGGUGCAAUCAUCUUGGCAGGCUUGGCAACAGCUGCCUUAAAUGAGGCCUCAUGCCACAAAACCUGCAUAUGUUCCUCUGUCAGCUUCUUUGUGUACAGUCUCUCGACCAGUUUGUUGUUCUUAGAUGACGUUGAUGUAGGGACCUUACGAAAUUUGUUCUCUAGUGUGACAUUGUUUUCUCUCUUUAUUCGCAUUUAUGUUCGUUCACACGCUUUUGAAGCAGUUUCGUAUCGUUCUCGACCAUGCACUCGCGCCAUCUUUUCUUCUCUUGCUCAAUAACUUGACAGUAUUUGCGAAACCUUGAGUGAUAGUCCUCAAGAAGCACUCGGAUCCCUCGUCUGUCGUGCUGGAAUACUGCACGUCGCGCCAGCUCUGUGUUAAUCUAGGUUAUGUAGGGAGCACACUUGGAUAACACAUUAUUGUUGAGAAACCUAUGCUGAAACCGAAGCUGCGCAUAUGUAGACGACUUCCGAAAGGUAAAUCUUUCCACUGUCGAGCCGAUCGGAGCACAUCGGGUCCAAAAUGAUUGUCAAUAAAGGAGAACAGGCAAGAUCCAGGAAGCGGUUCAGAUCUGGUGCAGGUGCAGACAUAGCGUCAACAUCGGAGAAAACGAGAGAUUACUUUGUACGCGGAUGGCUAAGCACGCCGCAGCAGUGACGACGAAUGACGAUAACUCACAGUUGACUGCUCAUUCUGCUUCAAGCGGGCGAAAUCCUUCCAAGGCGCGACAGCCGCGUUAGCCGGGAGCUGCCUAAAUCAUGUUUUACUGCCCCCUUGUCCAUCAACAAUUGCAACGAACGGAAAGUUGCUGCGGUCGCGAAUGAUUAACUAUAGCAGGACUGUAGUAUGGCAAGUGUGCAAAAUAACCGCCAGAAAGCAAUACGCGAGGUAGCCCUAGAGAGCAAACUUCGUAAGCUGCCUGCUCCAAUAUCAUCCAAGAACGAGAAACUGGCGCCCAACGUGUUGUCAAAGGAGCUGACGGAGGAUCAAAUGCUGUUUUUACAUCAUGAGGCUUCAUUCAACACAGCCGAUGCCAAACCUGCCAACAUGAUUGCAGCAGUGGAAUCAAUCCUCUGCCAGGCGGGAGCGAUAGACGAAACGAAAAAUCUAAUUCGACACCAAGUGUUCUCCCUCCUCAUGGCUCACAGGCCACGCGACGUGCAUUCCAAGGUCAAGCGCGGUGCACUUAAGGAACUGGGGCCGACAACGACAUCGUUAUCGUGCCUGCGGACAAGGGACGUUCAACAGUCGUAUUGGACAGGACAGUCUACAAUCAAAAAGCCGAAAGCUUGUUGUAGGGUCGUCGGUCCUACGUCCCAUGCAAAUCCAACCCCAUAAAAACUCUGACAUGCGAGAUUAACGCGACGCUGUUGGCAAUGGAGAACUCAGGUGCGAUAUCGCCAAUCGACCGACGCAUGGAGAGAGCACAAACUCGGCCCUAGCGCGAUUCUACAUUCUUCCAAAAGUGAACAAAGAGGGCACUCCUCUCCGGCCUAUCGUAUCACUAAAGGGCACUCCAACCCACGGACUGGCAAAGUGGCUGUUCCAACGUCUCAAGAUUCUGACCUCCGAUUCGAACACCAUAGUCACCUCGUCAACGCAAUUCUUGGAGAAACUUAAAGGAGUAAGUCUCCUGUCAAGCGAUUUCAUGGUUUCCUUUGAUGUCACGUCCCUUUUUACUUCUAUUACGCAGGAUCUGACAGUCGUGGCCAUCGAACAAUUCCUACGAGCGAAAAACGACGAAACGGAGAAUCGCCUCGGAAACGCCCAAAUCACCCAGCUCCUGAAGUUCUGUCUCGACACGUACUUUACGUUUGACAGAAGAAUCUACGAGCAGGUGAAGGGAACGCCAAUGUGUUCGCCGAUUUCGGGGCUCAUAGCCGAGGCGGUCCUAUAACGCCUGGAUUCGCUGGUUUUCCGAAACCACAGUCCGAAUUUCUGGGCUUGGUGUGUGGAUGACACCUUUGUCGUCAUCGAACGGGAUCAGGUGCUGACAUUCAAAGAACAUCUCAACGCCGUCUUCCCGGACAUUCAAUUUACGAUGGAGAGGGAGGAAAACAACCAGCUGGCCUUCCUGGAUGUCCUCGUCUGCCGCAAAGAUUGUGGUGGCCUAAAAAAACAAAGGGUUCAGGAAAGCUACAAAUACGACGCAAAUACUGCAUUUCAAUAGCGACCACCCGAUCAGUCGCAAAUACAGUUGUUUUAGGGCGUCGAAUUUUAUGACAAAUGUGUAUUUGCGCAACACUGGAUGUAUGUACGUACGAAUCGAGAGGAGUGCCUAAUCGCAUCCUGGAUCUAGACCUACGUCAAGACCUGCCCCACAUUUGCUAACCGCUCUCUGCCGCACUCUUCCUGUAAUUUACUUAGAACGCCAGACGGAGCGUAAAUAAAUAUUUUCACGAGGAGAAGUGUCUGCAAAAUUAAUUAAGUAGUAGAGUUAACUCAGAAUGGUUGCCCUGGACGUGGUUUAUUGACCAUAUAAGGAACUGUAAUAUGUCAUUAAAAGCGGCAUUUGUGAAAAAGAAGCUCCAAAUACAAUAAAAAGACAAAAUGCACGCGUACGAACUUUAAGUCACCUACUCCACAAAAGCAUAUCUACGAGCCUUAUGAAUCCAGCGCUCCAGUCAGUUAUAAUUCGCAUCUCACAAUGUACAUGCUUCACCUAAUAAAUUCAGUAACUAUCAACGAAUAUGAAAUUUUGCAGAUUUUUGCCAGACUGAUAACAAGGGUGCUAGAUAACCGCAACCGGGUCUCGCUGAUGUUUUGCAUACCCAGGCUUCUCCUUGUGCUUUUAUGUGAACCCAAAGCGAAUACUUCAAUGAUUAUCUCUCCGUUAAACGUCAAUUGGAAAUAGAAGACGCAGGAGGGUAAGCAACUAAAAUUUGACAAGAGCGUUGGCAGUAUCUUUAGUACCCACAGAUAUUUUGUAGAAGAGAAAACUGCCGUCGAUAACUGAACAUAAAAAGAUGACAUCAAACAUCUGCGUCCCCAAAUCCAUGCCAAGAAUUUUGACAAAUUUCCCACGAGAUAAAACACGUUUUAUGCCAGUAUUAAUCGAAGUCCACAUGCAGAAUAGUUAAAAAAACUGUUGCUUAGGGUAAGAUGAUGUAAGGUGACGAUUUGCCACACUAAGUGAUAGGGACACACGGUCAGGAUCCUAAUCUAAAAUCCCCAGUGCGGUACACAAAGUACAGUUUCAUUUCACCGGCUUUAUACUAAAAUGACAUUUGUUAUGGAAAAUUCAGAAGCAUACGCUUAGUAUUUGGAAGCUAUCUCGACAACAAUCGCAGAAAAACUAUUCAUUCGCGAAGUAGAGCUUUCCCAUUUAGAAUUUGACUGACUGUCAUUCAUGUGCUUAGAGCCCGCGAAUGUACAUGAGGCUGGUUUAGCAAUAAAAUGCCCUACUUAGGAUUAAAAAACAGCUAGGAAACCGAGUUUCUUCCCUUGGGUACGCAGGUACGAAUUCCGCACUCCUACGCUUGCCAAUCAACUUCGGCUUGUGCACGAUCGAUACCAGUCAGACAUUCAAACGCAGCACACUCAGCACAGCAGACAAUAGCGCGAAUCUUUCGGCUCAGUGAACAUCUGCUGAUGACGCGUGUUAGCGUGCUUUUAGUUUGAAGCGUAUUAUCCAACAUCCUUAACAAUGCUACUAUGCAUUUCGUACUCUGCCUACAACAGGGUAAGCGCCUUCAUUUGUAUGCUUUUCCUCUGCCUAUCAAAAUUUAACUAUCAGUAGUUCUAAGAGUCCUGUUCCAUCCAGUUAAAUGAGGAAACAGAGGUCGCUUAACAGAGUCCAUGUACAUUGCGGGCAUCGAUUUUACCUCCGUUACAAUGGCUGCUCUAAGUUUUGCGUUGAUUUUGUUAUUAGAACUCCAGGAUUUAACUUAUAAGUUGUGCGAACGCAAUUUGGUAACCAACAAAUCCAGUUCAAUAAUUUAAUAAAUUUCUGCACGGAAUUUCUACGAGUAUGCCAUUUCCAGAAAUUUAGUUAACCCGGUUAACGGCUGGGCACUUAUGCGUGCUAGGCAGAUUUGUCGUCUUUUCCUAAAGGGUUAUUUUAUAUCAGAUGUGCCGUCAGAUCGACAAGCGACUGUCAAAUCGUGGAAGACAGCGAAGCAGUAUGUACACCUGAUUGUUAUGGCGACUAUGAAAUUGAGGUGUUUACGUCUACUGAAAUAAGUUAAUCGAUUUUGAAUAGACGUCAAAACUGCCAGGCAUUGCAGUUAAAAAACCUAUUAAGAAUUUUCCAAGCCAUGAACCGCGUUCCUCCACUGACCAACAUGCCGUCUCAUUGUUCAUUUCUCGACUCUCGUUAACUGCUGUGACACGUCUGCAGAAUCUGCUACCGCUUCUUCUACUGUAUACCUGCCUUGUGGGUUUGCAAGCACUCCUUCAAAUUUUAUAAUAUUCUGUGGAGCGUCGAAUGGCUUAGCAGAGAAGAGCAUCGUAUCGUGCCUUGAUUCCGUCAUUUCCUUCGCUCUCUCCUCCUUCUUUUCCCCUUCGUCCACAUUGUUUCGCGUCUCUCAAAGUUCUUCUUGGACUAUUCUCUCUUCCUCCUCUCCCCAACCUGCUUCCACCUACUCCUCACUCGCCGCCACCUUGCGUUCGCUCUUCUCUUCCUCCCUCUCUUGCACUGCCUUCGACUUCCGUAGCUCCUCAUUGUUUCCCCGCCAAGCUCAUCACUUGUCGGCUGUUUACCCUCGUUCACGUCUUCUAUGUCCUCAGCAGCUUUAUCCUCCCCCUUCUCCUUCCUCCUCCUCCUCCUCCUCCUCCUCCACCUCAUCCCCUGACACCUCCUCAAUUGUGUAG
Messenger RNA from Spirometra erinaceieuropaei, 5722 nucleotides. The record is from the annotation of a GenBank genome assembly. NCBI's taxonomy places the organism in Eukaryota, Metazoa, Platyhelminthes, Cestoda, Diphyllobothriidea, Diphyllobothriidae.